CUCCGCGAUGAAAAACAGCUGCUCGCCGUGGUUUUCAGCAGACAAACAGGAGUAAACCGUGCGUCUGUCGGGGACUAUUUUCAGCGGUGGAUUGAUCCACGCUUGGUGCUGUAUGGAGGGCAGACAGGCGGCAUGACAGAGGAGAAAUGUCCCCAGCUGGUGGACUACUUUGUAGUGGCAGGCCUCGACCCUGCAGGGCCCUGGAGGCCCCUGGAUGAGGAUGGCAAAACCUCUUCCUCGUCUUCGUCGGGCCGGGCGGUGGAGCCGGUGACAGACCUGGCCGUGAUCGCCAAGGGGCUCGGGGAGGAGGUGCCGGAGGGCUUCACCUGUAUCGAGCGGACGCUGGGCGGACACUCGGCCGAGCUGAGCGCCGGCCUCAUCAACAACCCACACCUGUACCUGUGCUACCGGCGAGGACGGGACAAACCGCCCAUUCUGGACCUGGGGGUUCUGUAUGAGGGGAAGGAGCAGCUGAAGCAGGGCUGGUACGUCAUCGAGACCACUCCCUACAGCCGCUCGGCCAGUCUGAGCUCCGGCGGCGCCCCCGUGGCUCACCGGGUGUUCCUGAUGUAUCGGCGGGCUCUGGACUCACAGGGCCUCCACACGCUGGGCGUCACCGACAUCGCCCUGCUGCUGCCCAGCAAGGGGGAGGUGGCCCCACACACUUUCUGUCGCGUCGACAAGAACCUCAACACCGGCAUGUGGGGUCCGGCCCUGUAUGUGUGCUACAAGAGAGCAGUGGCCAAAGCCAACGCCCUGGUCUACGAAGCCAGUCUGAUCAGCCGGUACCCAGAGGAGGACCUGGAGGCGUUUCCUCUGCCGGAGUCGGUGCCGGUCUUCUGUCUGCCGAUGGGUGUCACCGUGGAGAGCUGGCCUCUGAACACCAAGUACCAGCUGCCCGUCUUCUCCACCUUUGUCCUCACAUCCGCCUCGGGGGACAAGGUUUACGGAGCAGCCAUCCAGUUCUACGAGCCCUUCUCCAGGGAGCUGCUGUCGGAGCGGCAGAGCGUAAGGCUCGGCCUGCUCAGCGUGGUCGACCGGCGGCCCAUCACCAACCGCAGCCUGCAGGUGAAGAAGAGCAUCUGCGUCCUCUCCCACUGGCCCUUCUUCAAUGUCUUCCAGAAGUUUCUCACCUUUGUCUACAGAUACUCCAUCUCCGGACCCCACGUCCUGCCGCUCGAAAAACACAUCUCCAGCUUCAUGCACAACGUCCCGUUUCCUUCCCCCCAGCGGCCUCGCAUCCUCGUUCAGCUCUCUCCGUACGACAACCUGCUGCUCUGCCAGCCGGUCUCCUCUCCUCUCCCUCUCAGUGGUGCAAGUUUCCUGAAGCUGCUGCAGAACCUCGGUCCAGAAAACGCCUGCACGCUGCUGCUCGCCGUCCUCACCGAGCACAAACUGCUGCUGCACUCGCUCCGGCCCGACGUCCUCACCUCCGUCAGCGAGGCCCUCGUCUCGAUGAGUUUCCCCCUGCGCUGGCUCUGUCCCUACAUCCCUCUGUGUCCGCUGCAGAUGGCCGAAGUGCUGCUGGCGCCGAUGCCUUUCAUCGUGGGCGUCCACUCCAGCUACUUCGACCUGUACGACCCCCCUGCAGACGUCGUGUGCGUCGACCUGGACACCAACACCAUCUUCCAGUCAGAGGAUAAGAAGCCGCUGUCAUGGCGCUCGUUACCCAGGAAGCAGGCCAAGACUCUGUUCAACACCCUCACCAACCUCCACAGGACCCUGGAGAAGAUUUGCACGCCCGGCCAGGAGGAGGCGACGCUGGAGUUCCUGCUGACGGACUACGAUCAGAUCUACAGGCGCCAGAAGCAGCUGGAGCUGGAGAUCCAGGAGGGGUUUCUGCGCUUCAUGAGCUGCCUGCUGCGAGGAUACCGGGCCUUCCUGCUGCCCAUCACACAGGCGCCGUCAGACACCACCACCGACUGCAGCUCCCUGUUCAACCUGCAGGGUUUCCUGAAGUCUCGGGAUCGAACGCAGCAGAAGUUUUACGGCCAGCUGACGAGGACUCAGAUGUUCACUCAGUUUAUUCAGGAGUGCUCCUUCGUCAGCGACCGUCACGCCUGCCUCGAGUUCUUCGACGAGUGCGUCCAGAAGGUGGACGUGGAGAAACCGGAGGAGGUGAGGCUGAUCGAUCUCGAUGAGACCCACAGUGGAGAACAUACGGUCUUCAUCAUGCCUCCCGAAGAACCGCAGGAACCUGACGGGUCAGAGUGCCCCGCCCCCUACAGCUAUGACACCUUCCCCAUCCUGAAGCCAGAGCUCUUCGACCAGCCGCAGGACCAGCUCCGCGUCCCAGCUAAAGGCAGCGCCCCCAGCAGCCCCGCCCCUCGACGCACGAAACAGGAGAUUAAGUUGGCCCAGAAGCGAGCUCAGAAGUACAGCGCGGUCCCGGACAUGUGGUCUAAGUGUCUGCUGGGUCACUGUUACGGCCUCUGGUUCAUCUACCUGCCCACCUUCGUUCGAGCGGAGAGCGCCAAGGUCCGGGCCCUGCACACGGCCUACGACGUCCUCAAACACAUGGAGAACCGCAAGGUGGUGCUGCCGGACGAGGUGUGUUACCGGAUCCUGAUGCAGUUGUGCGGUCAGUACGGUCAGCCGGUCCUCGCUGUCCGAGUCCUGCUGGAGAUGAAGAAGGCGGGAAUCACACCCAACACCAUCACCUACGGAUACUACAACAAGGCCGUGCUGGAGAGCAAGUGGCCUUCCACCAAUCAGGGUGGACGUCUCCGCUGGGCCAAGCUGAGGAACGUCCUGUUGGCCGUGGCCCAGUUCAGGCAGCCAAUCAAACGCCGUCAGAAGAGCGGCUCAGUGGGGUCGCGGGGAGACGCGAUGAUGGACCCUGAUCAGAGGCUCCGCCCCCACUCCACUCUGAUUCGUCAGUCCAGUUGGAGCGGUCUGUCUGAGAGCUCCAGCCACGAGUCUCUGACCGGCCCAUUGGUGAAGAGCAACAGUCUGAACAGCAUGAAAACGGCGACGGACAAGGUCAAACUCUGUAAGAACGCUCUUCGUAACACCAGGACCAACGGCUGCAGUGACGCCGUCUCCCGUAAACCUCCCCUGGGACUCAGAGACACCUCCGCACCGCCUGCAGCGCCCCCCGGUGGCGUUCUGGUUCGGCGGAGUCAGGUCUGCCUCUCCAACUUCUACAAAGAGUGUGCAGAGUCGGCCGACUCCGAGCCGGACUGCAGCUGUCAGCCUGCAGAGAGAGACGGCAGACCUGUGGGAGUGCGGGAUUCAGCCGGAAGAAACAAGGCUGUAGACGAGAACUACAACAACGUCUCUUCUCCGGGCCGAGGAGGUCUGGCAGGGAAGCUCCAGCAGCUCCUCACCCCGACCAAGCACCGAGCUUCGGUUCGACGAGCCGCCAGCGUGGACGACCGGCGGCCGGGAGGAGGAGGAGGAGGAGGAGCAGCUAUACGAAGAGUGUCUGAGCAGAGACAGUCCAGGAAGGCUCAAGUGGCUGAAACACUGCUGAAAGCCAAGGACCGGCUGGUCAACGCCACCUCCGAGAGUUCAUUGUCUGUAGGAAGUGACCUCGACUUGACGGACACGCCCACUCCAGCGUAUCCCCUGCGAAGGUCCUGGGACGCCAGUCAGGAGGGGGCGGGGCUGGAGGUGUUGAUGUCCAGCUGCUCUCUGUGUCGCAGCUGUAACUCGCUGGUUUAUGACGAGGAGAUCAUGGCGGGCUGGACGUCGGACGACUCCAACCUGAACUCGUCCUGCCCGUUCUGCUGCGCCUCCUUCGUCCCCUUCCUGAACGCUGAGAUCUGUGACCUGGGACCUGUGAGCAGUGCGGAGCGCAGCACCUGGAACGUGGAGGACGAGGUGGAGAGCGCCGUGAGGCCCCCCAGUGGUCAGGAGGCCUCCCUGCGGCAUCAGUGUAACGGUCUGAGUGAAGACUCCAGCUCUGAGACCAGCAGCUACUCAGAGAACAGCAGAACCACCACGGCUUCGUCAGUGGGUGGGGCUCCUCAGGUGACAGUGGCUUACCUGAGUCCUCUGGUUCUGAGGAAGGAGCUGGAGAGUCUCCUGGAGAACGAGGGUGAGGCAGUCCUGGCUCAGCCUCAGUUCCUGGACAGCCACUCCAUCAUCUUCUGGAACCUGGUCUGGUACUUCCAGCGCCUCGGCCUGCCCAGUAACCUGCUGCAGCUGGUCAGAGCGUCGCCACUGGUCAGCCAGUUCACACAGUCGGAGAACUCAGCAGUGAGGGUGAGGCUCCUCUGGGACACCCUGGCCCCCGACACAGACCAGUGGCCCCCCCUCUAUGUCCUCUGGAGGAUCCACAGUGGCGUCCCGAUGAGAACCUACAGCUGGCGGAGACACAACCACCCGUUCACCCUGUCCUUCCUGGAGGAGGUGCUGCGGUGGGUCGGCAUGAACGAGGUGCACAAAGCCGUCACGCUCUUCCUGGACACGCUGGCCAAACAGCCAGGAUCGCCCAGAAUACAGAGGAGUUUGUACAGAGAGUUCCUCUUCCUCACAAUGGCAGCUAUGGGCAAAGACCACGUCGCUGCGUUUGAUAAGAAGUACAAGGCGGCGUACUCUCGGCUCAGCAGCACUCUGGGACGUGAAGAGCUCCGGAGGAAGCGAGCUCAGCCUCCCGGCCCCAAAGCCAUCGACUGCAGGCGAAGCUUCCACCCGCCUCUCGAAUGCUGACUGACGCGGUGGCAACACACCCCACAUGCUGACGGCUCACGCAGCACCCGGGAUCCCUGCUGCCUUCACCUGCUUGUACUCUUCACCUCUCUGCUGCCUCCUGGUGGAUGUCAGAGUGUCGCACUCCUUCCUGUCCUCUGUACGUCCGUUUGCCCUCUCGGUGUGAAACCAGCCACUCUUUGUCUCCAUUAAAGAUCCUGAUAGUUGCUCCGGCAGCAGACGGAGCCGAGCUCGUCUGAAAUUCACACUUUCCCCAACAAGUGCUGAACAAACUGUGCAGCGACCGACGCAUCUGUCGGUAACGUGCAGCCGUGCAUCGUACGAAGGCGAGAUAAAGGUUAGAAGCUCGGGUUUGUGCUCGUCCAGAGGGAUCAGCUGCGUUGGGUUACUGCAGACUGGGAAACGCCUGAGGACGGAUACUGGGAGAGUUUCAACUACAGAGUUACAGGGUGUCAGAUUUACCUUCAGCAGAGUGAGCAACAAAGACUUUUAUUAAGAAAAACAUGAAAUAAGGAUUUAAAGGGCAGUGCCAACAUUUCUACAACACUCCAAACGCGACCUACAAAGAAGCGUCAGACUUCCAGAUGAUUUCAAACUCCAGGACAUUUCUUAUCGUUGCUUUGUGUGUUUGUCUGGUUAGAAGCAUGGUGGAAGUGUGGUUAGGUUUUUAAAAGGGAAUAAGGUCAGGAACCGAUGUCUAUUAUCAAGCAGUCAAAGAAAUAACCCGACAAGAAGCGGAGACCUACAAACUCCACUCACUGCUCGGUGUGAAGCCGCUGAGGGUUUGGAAACGGAUAAAAAAGCAGGUUUUAAAAAGGGAUUUAGGUCAGAAUCCUACACCUGAGGAAACCACGGAAAAAGGAGCAGAGAUUUUCACACUGCCUCAAACUUCUGAUCGUCAGCUUGUUGAGAAUCCUCUGAAGUCGCCCACCAACAUGUUGGACAGUGUCGGUGUAAUGUCCCGGCUCCUCCUUUCAGAACGACGUUGGAUGGGAGGAUGCUUUUGAUUCUCAGUGAUGACGGAGGGAGGAUUUGACUUUUUUUUUUCCACACAUGAACAGGAGGAGUCUUAAACAACCUGCGUCAUAACUUUCUCACUCAUAACAUGAAAAGGCUUGUAGCAGCUGGAGACAUUUAAACUUCUGUUCAGUGUAACAUCAUCACAACUACACAAGUCAUCUUAUUAUUGCUUUUACUGGAGAUAUUAACUGGUAAUAAUGUAAAAGAAGAAGAAGAAUGUUCAGUGAGCUUUGUUCUUACAUUGUGCAGCAGCUAUGAUGUUUUCAGCUGCUGCACAGAGACGAGGAUCAUGGGAGUUUUUUCCUCCCCUGUUCAUUUAAAAGGACGAAGGACAGUUUGAGAAAAUGAGAGAAGCUUUAGGAGGAUUUGAUGGACACUGUCCACAUCGAGACGCUUAAACACCACGUGUUGUUCUCAGCUCGGGGCGAGAGAUUUGAGAAAUCGAUCCUAAGAUCCGAAGCUGAAACUGUUCAGAUUCAAAGUAAAUGAGAAUGAGCGCAGCAGGAAGUUCACCUGUGAGGUUAGAUUAUUUUAUCAUGUAUAACUUAAGUUUUUCAGCAAAAAUAUUUUGAUGUUUUGAUGCCGUGUGAACAGAACAGACUUUUUACAUGUUUUUAAAUUUGAUUUAAUAAGGUUCACAGUCGAUGUUCAUCAGGUCGUUGAAGUGAAACCGUUGUGAUGCUGCUCAGCUUCAUUCCUGGAGUAGGAUCAGAGUUCGUGCCUGAAAGCAGUGAGUUCAUUUACCUGAACAGCGACUGACGUCGUGUCCUCGUCCCAAACCAGACGCUCAGCAGAGCAGAGAGCGACUCGCGAUGUUUGAGCGUCCUGUGGAGCGUGCUCAGUUUGUGUUCAGGCCGAUCAGACCUGAUGCAUGUUCACCUGUCUGUCUGUCUGUCUGUCUGUCUGUCUCUGUCAGGGACACGUCCAGCAUGUCAGCCAGCCCCUGCAGCUAAGCAGCAGCUCCACUAACCAUUUGCUCCAGGGCACCUCGGCAGCAGCAGGUAUCUUCAACAUUUAGGUCAAACUCAAACUGAUCUCAGAUCCACCAGUUUCUUUAAAUCGCUUUUGACUCUUUACAUUUAUGAAGUUGGUUCACGUAGCUCGCGUUUUUCGAAAAAGUCUAAAAUUAGCUUUGAGUUCUGUCUCGACACAUCGUGAGACUCGUUAAUGAAAACGAAAGGUGAAAGAAUCUGGGUGGGGCUGCAUGUUGCCCAGUGAUGUCACAGUGUGCCAGCCACACCCACAGUACUCUUCUACAUCACUGCACCGAGGUGAGAGGCUCGGCCACCAGAGGGCAGCAGAAACUAGACUGGAGGUGAGUCUUUAAAGGAACAUUUCAUCAUUUUCAAAGUUCCCAUUCGACGUCUGAGCCCAGAGUCAGAUGGGGAUUAAACCAGUUUGUCUGUGUCCUGUACAGAUGACAGAAAUCAUCCUAACAUUGAUCCACGUCUCUGUGAUUGAUCAGUUAAAAUGUUUAAGAAGGUGAAUUUAUAUCUGAUUUUAACUGAUUUCAUCUCAUCAGUAAUCUUAAUGAAAACUGUCAGUUACUGAUCUGAGCUGUUUAUCCCAUGGUACAGUGAUUUAAACCAAAACAAGCUGUUAAUGGUGAGAGAUCAGUGUGUAAAAUGAAAAGCCACAGGUUCGAUUUCCGCUGCACCAACGUGCCCUGGAGCAACAAACAAGAAAUUAAAUCUGCAUCAAAUUAAAUCUUUGUUUUAUAUGAAAAUAUUGACAGAAACUGAAAAGGUGAACGUUUACGGUUAAAAGGGAAAGUUGAAGUUUGGUGCGACAGUUUAGUUUUUGUUUUUUUUCCCUCUCAGCAUCACAGAGGAAAAACAUGGCACUGAAUCCUUUAAUGCAGCGGACUGCAGUGAAUUCAGAGUUAAAGUGUCAGGAGUUUGACUUUACUCUGUUGUUUUAUUGUUUGAAUGGUUACAGCUCAGAACAGAGGAGUGUAUUUAAAAUAGAUAAUUGUGUUUGCUGUUGUAAUUUAUAUAUGGCUGUGAUUUCAGUUGUAAAUGUUUGGAUUUUUUUUAAGAAAACACAAAAAUAAAAGACAGGGAUGAGCCCGCA
Molecule: messenger RNA, 7749 nt
Organism: Toxotes jaculatrix (banded archerfish)
Lineage: Eukaryota; Metazoa; Chordata; Actinopteri; Toxotidae
Product: DENN domain-containing protein 4B-like
Exons: 29
Coding region: 133-4656 (1507 amino acids)
Biological process (GO): regulation of Rab protein signal transduction
Cellular component (GO): cytoplasmic vesicle
Molecular function (GO): protein binding
Source: RefSeq, a predicted model, not a curated record